Lasiosphaeria miniovina is the source of this 1431-nucleotide messenger RNA. RefSeq lists its product as uncharacterized. Gene Ontology annotation, biological process: secondary metabolic process. Gene Ontology annotation, cellular component: cytoplasm; cytosol. The coding region runs from base 183 to 1196 and encodes 337 amino acids. The record is from RefSeq and is a predicted model, not a curated record. The transcript has 2 exons. Gene Ontology annotation, molecular function: carboxy-lyase activity; hydrolase activity. Lineage: Eukaryota; Fungi; Ascomycota; Sordariomycetes; Sordariales; Lasiosphaeriaceae.
CCUGUCGGCACUCUUGAAGGAUGGCAAUUUUGUCACUUCCAGUUCCGCGGAUCUCCCUCGCUUCUUCUUUCACUCGUCUAGACAAGCCUUACAGCCCACCCAGUUUCGUUUAUCGAUAUUAAAUCGAGUAAAUAUAUAUAUAUUUAUAUCUACGUAUACAUAUUCGGUGAUCAAGUCGGAAAAUGACACCGCCGCUCAUCACCCUUGAGGAACACUUCUUCUCGUCCGCGGUGCCCGACAGCCUCAAGCAAGCGUACUCGGAGCAACUCAAACAUGUCCCCGGCAUCUUUGACAAACUGUGUGAUCUUGGCGACCUGCGACUGCGUGACAUGGACACCGGCCGGAUAUCGCUGCAAGUCGUCAGCCACGCACCGGGCCUGACUGACCCAGCAGCCUGCCGCGCUGCCAACGACCAGCUCGCAGCUGCCAUCCGAGCGGAGGAGACGCGUGCAGGCGGCAGCGCGCGCGAAGCCAAAAGCCGCUUUGCCGGCUUUGCUGUCGCUCCCAUGGGUCACCCACAGGAGGCCGCUGCCGAGCUGCGGCGUGCCGUCGCCGAGCUGGGCUUCGUCGGCGGCCUGGUGGACAACCAUUACGACGGCAAGUUCUUUGACGGGCCCGAGUACGACCCGUGGUGGGCUGCUGUUGAAGGGCUCGGGGUGCCCGUGUAUCUGCACCCCAACUGGCCCAGCGACGACAUGGCGCCGCGCUACCGGGGCAACUUCAGCGACGCUGCCGCCAUGAGCAUGGGAUCCAGCGGCCUGGCGUGGCACACUGACACGGCGCUGCAUGUCUUGCGCCUCUUCGCGUCGGGCCUGUUUGACCGGCGGCCGCGGCUCAAGCUGGUCAUCGGCCACUUUGGCGAGACCAUCCCGUUCAUGCUACAGCGGAUCCAGAUGCUGAGCCGCCGGUGGGGCGACUUCCGCCGCGACUUCAAGACCGUCUACGACGAGAACAUCUGGAUCACUACCAGCGGCGUCUGGAGUCUAGACCCCCUGAGGUGCAUUCUGGCCAAUACGAAGCUGGACCAUAUCCUGUACAGCGUUGACUACCCAUUUCAGGGGAACGCGGUCGGACUGGAGUGGAUCAAGGAGCUGGAGGAGUGCGGCCUUGUCAACGACGAGCAGCUCAGGGCCAUUGCCUACGAAAACGCCGAGAAGCUCCUGGGAAUAAAGGCGCCCCGUGUGGACGAGAAAUAAAACGCUAGCUACUCAGUUGGCCAUGCCAAUGAAGUAGAUGCACUUGUUCACCUUUUCUUUCUUACUUCUCCUCUCGGCUUUUUGCCUUAGGUGAACCAAUAUGGGGUCAAGUUCGACCCGUGAUAUAUUUCUCCCGGUUUUCUCCUGGACACGAAUCAUUUUGCUCUUCGUGGCUUAAAAGUAUUGUUUUCAGAUUCGAUAUCAUGUGCCUCCACAUUCGGAAGCACCGAAGGUG